Nerophis lumbriciformis (worm pipefish) is the source of this 4836-nucleotide messenger RNA. It is a transcript of the gene armc5, whose product is annotated as armadillo repeat containing 5. Gene Ontology annotation, cellular component: cytosol. The record is from RefSeq and is a predicted model, not a curated record. Lineage: Eukaryota; Metazoa; Chordata; Actinopteri; Syngnathiformes; Syngnathidae. Gene Ontology annotation, molecular function: protein binding. Gene Ontology annotation, biological process: anatomical structure morphogenesis.
UGUUUAAGAAUUCCCAUCCAUAGAAAUAAAAUAUAACUGACCAAAAGACACACUGAUCUCGGGGUCUGCCCACUCAUCUUGCCUCCCUUCAUCGAUGACUCGACUUUGGCUAAAAGUGUGAAACUACUGACCCGCUUUUGUUUUAUCGGCAUCUGCACCGGACACUGCCGUUUCCUCUUCCUGUACACUCGAACCGUGUAGCACAAUUGUUUCGACAUCCUCCAUAUUGCUAACUCACAACCAUAUCGGUGAAUGCGCUGGCGUCCAAACGAUGUAUCUACCGUGGAAUUUAACAACGCCUCGAACGCAGGUUCUCGUAUUGGGUAAAGAGGUGCCAUAACUAUGCGACCCACAUUGUGGGAAAUGUAGUCCAAUUCACUGCACACGUCGUUGAUUGUAAUCGUUACUGUAUGCCAAAUGACUACAAUCCCAAAACCCCCAAACCGUAUUGUGCCGACAUUGCUGAUGGGAUUGUAGUUUUUCCGACACGACAUCGCUCAGAACGAAGCAAAUCUGAUUAUUGUUGGACUACAACUCCCAGUAUUCAUUGCGCGAGCCAUCCUCCCGGUUCCCUGCUUCAUUCUCCGAGCCGCCCUGUCUUCUUGUUUGGCUAAAGAUGGCGUUAGCGGCUAACACAGGCGAUUGCUUUUUGUUACACACAAAUUAUUCGACAAGUGGCGGCACAGCAUCGAGCGAUCAUAGCUUUGCCUCGUCACUUAACAUGUGAAAAUAUGUUACAUUUGGCGAACACACGUCAGGUAGCAAGAAAAACGAUUGGCUGGCCUUCUGCGCGACGUAGGCCUGUUUUGCGGGGAGCAGAGCGAAGCGAUUGGAACUUCAUUUCCCAUCAGCCACUGCGGCAUCAGAAAAGACUAAAGAACCAUGGCUGCGUCGACCCUGCAAGCCGGCUGGAAGCAAUCUCCACCAUCUUCCAGGGAGGGAUCUCCAUCGUCGCCUGAAUCAUCUUUAAGCUGGUGUCUGGCCCACCUGUCCAAAGCAGCACCUGCCGCCAAACACCCGAGUCAAGGCAAAGCAGAGUCGGACGGCGGCAGAGAACUGGACAAGAGGUCCAAAUUCUCUCAGUGGCGAGCUUUGGUCGCCAUCCGGACGCAACACAUAAAGGGCGACAAGGCGGGCAUCACCAGAUUUCGGACUCAGGAAGGUCUGCAACCCUUGUUGGACCUGCUCAGCCACCCAGAAUUCUCCAGGAAAACUCUGGACCUGGCGCUUAGUAUUCUGGCCAACUGCUGCACUGAAUUAGAAACACGUAUAGAGGUUCGUAAGCUUGAUGGAAUAAAUAUAGUUGUGGACAUCAUGAAGAGGAACGUGGCCCAGGAGACCAUCCAGAACAGGGCCGCACGGGCUUUGGGAAAUCUGGCAAUGGACUCUGAGAGCUCGGCGCUCAUCCACUCGGCAGGUGGCGUUCCUCUUCUCCUCCUCUGUGUGUCGCUGUCCUCUGCCCCGUCGUCCCCCCCUGCAGCUUCACCCAAAGACUCUUGUCCUAAACUGGAGUGCGCUCAGUCGGCCGCCCGCGCCCUCCUCUACCUCUCAGACACGCCCGCAAACCGCCUGGCGCUGCUCACCCAAGGGACCUUAUCGGCGCUCGCCCCCCUAGUCGCUCCGGAAUACCCCCAGGGUUUGCGCCGGGCGGUCCUCAGGACUCUCCACGAGCUCACCCGGGGGUGCGGCAUGGAAUGCGCCCGGGAGGUAUCUCGCUCGGGAGUCCUGGCCCAGCUGGGCGUCAUGGCGUCCGGCGAGGCCGGGACGCCUUUCGAGGAGCUGGCGCUGAAAACCUUGGCCAACGUGUGCUCUCAAGGCUGCUUGCGCCCCCUCGUGGGGUCCCUGGGGGUCAUCCCUAGGUUCACCGAGGAGGUGAAGAAUGACCAGCUCAAGUCGGGGGUAUUCCUCAAGGCGUUGUGCUUGUGCUGCAAGGAGGCGGUCAACCGGGCCAAGGUGAGGGAGAGCGGCGGCCUGGAGGUGUUGAUGGGCUUUUUGGCCGCCUGCCCGAGUCACCCCCUGUCCCAACUCGCCAUCCUGGCCUGCGUGGACUUUGUUUUCGACGAGUCGGCCAUGGAGCAGCUGCAGGAGUUGGGGCUGGUCCCCCUGCUGAUCGCCCGUCUCGUGGCGCUCACCAGAGGGGAGGAGCCGUCAGCUGACAAGAUGGACGUCGGCGCCGCCUCUAACUCGUCCCCCGCCGAGCUCCUGACGUCGGCGUGCUUCGAGUCCUACGACUUCCCGCCUCCUGAGGGCUACAGGAAAGAGGAGGGCAGCAGGGAACAAGGUUCAUCAAGCUUCUUAAGUCUCAGGACCUGGCUGCUGUCUGAGGGAAUGAUCUCCUCUGAAGAGGACUUGCUGGACUCCUCCAGCAGCGCAGACGGGGAGUGGACGUCCUCGUCUCCUCAGACCUCCCCGAACCCCGACAGCCUCUCCUCGCUUAAAACCAGCUCGCCUUUCAACGCCGUUACCUCCUCUGCCUCCAAAAAAGAAUCUCAGCCCACUUCAUGGUCGCCUUGGAAAGUCAGCGAGCCUCCUCCUUUGAGUCCACAACCUUUCCAGAACAGCCCCCCCGCCAACACCACACAAACCCACCCGGUCUCCCCAUCCAAGUUCUCGUCCCCCCUCAGAAGACGACAUCGGGUGCACUCAGCGGUUGCAAAGGUCACCCUGGACACGCCUCCGACCGCGCUCCGCCCACUUGCGCUCCCCCACCCCUACCACCCCGAGCCGUGGACGCCGGAGUCGCCCAUCCUGCUGCUGCUGUCGCGCUUUUCGCACGCCGCCGACCCGAGCCCGGCCUUGGUCACCUCCAGCGCCGUGUCCAGCCUGCUCCGCUACGUCUCGCAGCACAAGGACCCCAGCAGCCGCUGCUUCCGGCUGCUGUGCCGCCUCAGCUGCAACCCCAACUGCUUGCAGGCGCUGGUCCGCACUGGCUCUGUGGCGCUCAUCCACCACCACCUUUGCCAGUGGGAGGGCAGGGCCAAGGGGCAGACGGAGCGAGUGAGCGCCAAAGUGAAACAACUCGGCGUGACUCUCCUCAAUAAUCUGCACGUCCAGUGCGAGUCGGGAUUCGGGUCGGGGGUCCUCGCUCACGUGAUGCUGUCGGGCUCCGAGUCGGACAAAGUCAACUGUGCGCUCUCUCUGCCCUUAAUCAGCAGCAACAAGUCCCUUUUGAGGAAACUUCUCCUGGACUCUGGCGGCCUCCUCUUAGCCCUGCAGCCUCUCGGUUGCCACGGCGAUGAUGCCGAAGACCACCACACUGCCGAAUGCGGGCGGCUGCUUUCCGCUUACACCGACGGCACCUCCUCGCCCCACGCGCUGUACUUCUCUCUCCUGAUUGGGUGCUUGUCUCCGCUGGCGACCAGCAUCAAAUCGGAGCCGCCGAAAAGCCAGGUGGCGCGCGAAGCCGACACAACGGCGCCCCCUCCCUCCAAAAAGCCUCGCCGCGCCGACACGUGCCCGUACGGCGCCUCGGACUUUGACCUCCUCCUCCUGCUGGACGACGGGACGGAGAUCCCGGCCAACAGGGCGGCCGUGGCCGGCCUGAGGAGCCCGGACAGGGUCGACUCGGAGUAUUUCAGGGCCCUGCUGACAGGCGGAUUCGGGGAAGCGCACGCCGACGCUGGAGAAGCCAUCAGCAUUAAAGACGUGAGCAAAGGAAUGUUGGUUCCAGUGCUGCAUUACCUGCAUGGUUGUCGUCUGGCAAAUAACGUAGACGCCUCAAGCGAUGCGGAGGAAGGACAAUGUCAGUUUUUGGACUCAUUGGUACUCGAAGGCCUGGCUUCCUGUCAAACGGACACAGAGGAGCUGACCUUCCAGAAGACUCCAUUAGGCGAGACCAUGGCGGGAGCUUGCAGGUUCCUGGCCACGGAAAUGCAGAGAGAGUUGGAGGAUCUCUGCGUGUCCCGUCUCUUUUCCGCCGAGUCUGUGUCGCCCCCAUCAGACGACAACGCAGCAGCGCCCUCUGCUGGACUGGACCAAGACCAGCUGAAGACUACUGAGGAGCACCUGGCUAACAGAACAUCUGAGCUGGCCUUGACGUGUGCGGAAGUGCAAAUAGAGAACCAGUCAGAAAAUCCAACAAAAGGUUCCACUCACCAAAAAGAAAGUAAAAAACCAACACGACGGAAAAUGAGCACAACUCUUAAGAGUUCAAAACCAGGUUGUGUGUCAGAAGAGUCCGGAAUAAAAGAGUUAAAAAGUUCAGCCCAGCUCCUCAAGUCUGCAAACCAAGCGGAUUGUCCGACUGCUUCCGAAAAAGGAGGCAGGAGAGGUAAAGGUGGAUGCGCCGCCCUCCUUCCUCAGGUGUACUGGUUCGCUCAGCACUACAACUACCCGGCGCUGCGUCGGGCCUGUCUCACGCUGCUGCUGGGCUGUCCGGGCGGCGGGCGGCGGUUGUUCUUCUCCCCCCGCGAGACCGCGGACUGUCUGCGACGAGCGGCACAACAGGCCGACUGCGCAGACACGCUCAAACAGGAUCUACUCGGUCUGGCUGCAGACGCUCUGACUUGAGACCAUUGAGAGUCACGUCCAAUGUAAUACUUGUAAUGCAUGAUGCUUUAUUUUGGAAGCCUCCAUUAUAUAUUUUUUUACAAAUGUAUAUAAAUUACAGCCUGUCUCAUCAUGUCAUAAUUAUAUACUUCCGUUGACGUUUUUUUUUUUUUAAAUCAGAUGGGAUCUGUCUGUGUUGCUCUGGUUUGAAGUCAUAUUGCUGAUAGUACUAGGAGUAUCAGGGUCACUUGUUAUGUACAUAGAGAUCAGGUGCAACGACAGCUGUAGAUUCCAUCUGCCUAAUACCAUUUGAUGCCACUGAAAUAUAUAAAGAGUUAUGUCACACCA